UUCUGCCUGUCGAGUGGUGGGAUUAAAGGCAGGCCCCACCGUGCUUAGCUUCAACAUUGCCUUCUUGAUUCAACCAGGGGGAGGUCUCUGGAUGAGGUAGGAUGUGUUCUUAGGGGACUGUAAGUGAAGGCACUGUGGAUGCUCCAUGUGUCCCUCAAGGGAGUGGUAAGCCAUUACCUGAGACCGUGACCACCUUGGACAGCUCCCAGACGACUGAUGCCCCCUGGUGGCCAUACUCCGCGGGAGCGAUCCAGUUGUAAGCUUGCUGUGUCUGGAGAAAGGGGCCCCUAACAGGACACAGAGGGACGGGGCUCAGUCUAGACGAGCUGUACCGCCCCAGCAGGAGGAGCGCGCAGGCGCACUCCGGACACUUUUCUCGAGCCGCAGCGCCUCGAUCCCAUCCCGGAUCCUUUGCCGCAACGUCAACGCCCCCGCCUCCUCUUUUCCUCUUCCUCCUCCGCCCCUCUCGCGUCCCGGCUUCUCCAGUUCCGGUUCCCGGAGCCGGUACCCAGGCCGGGACCGCGGGGUGCCAUGCUGCCCGGGUGGUGGCGCUGAAGCAUGGCGACGCCGGUCCCUCCGCCUUCCCCGCGGCACCUGCGGCUGCUGCGGCUGCUGCUCUCUGGCCUCAUCCUCGGAACGGCCCUGAACGGUGCCACCGCCCGCCGCCCGGAUGCUACCACCUGUCCUGGAAGCCUGGAUUGUGCCCUGAAGAGGAGGGCAAAAUGCCCACCAGGGGCACAUACCUGUGGACCAUGCCUUCAGUCUUUCCAGGAGGACCAGCAUGGGUUCUGUGUGCCCAGGAUGCACAAGUCUUCUGGGGAGGGCCUGCCCCAGCCCAGACUGGAAGAAGAGAUUGAUUCUCUGGCCUUGAAACUGGCACUGAAAGAGAAGGAGGCUGGUCAUUCAAGGUUUACAGCACAGCCCUUGCCUGAGGCUACGCAGAAGCUCCUGGAGCCUGGAUUCUCACAGUGGGGUCAAGGACUGGAGCCCGGCCUCCCCACCACUCAUGGAACCUCACCACCCACUCCCCACACCUCCUUGAGCUCCUCAGCAUCUUCUGGGCCUGUGCAGAUAUCCCCACUGAAGCCCCAGGGCGGGCAUGGAAAUGGCCUCACCCUUGUGCUGAUCCUGGCUUUCUGCUUGGCGAGCACAGCUGCCCUGGCUGUGGCAGCCCUCUGCUGGUGUAGGCUGCAGCGAGAGAUCCGCCUGACUCAAAAGGCUGAUUAUGCUGCCACAGCCAAGGGGCCCACUUUACCUACAACACCACGAAUCUCUCCUGGGGAUCAGCGGCUGGCUCACAGUGCUGAGAUGUAUCACUACCAGCACCAGAGACAGCAGAUGCUGUGCCUGGAGCAACAUAAGGAACCUCCAAAGGAACUGGAGUCAGCCUCCUCUGAUGAGGAGAAUGAAGAUGGUGACUUCACCGUGUAUGAAUGCCCAGGCCUGGCACCGACAGGGGAGAUGGAGGUGCGCAACCCACUGUUUGAUCAUUCCUCGCUGUCAGCGCCAGUGCCAGGUCCCCAUUCCUCACCUCCGCUGCAGUGACUCCUAGGCAACUGAUGCCCACUUGCCUGCAGCCCACAGCCCACUGGUGGGGAGAAGCAAGUCCUGGUGUUCCCCAUGAAAAGGACAGCAUCAUGUCCCUCUGCAUGCGUUUGGCAGGAGGGAGGCACCAGGCCCUGGGCUCCCUUGCCAGGGAAAUUCUCUACCUUAUGUGGGAGAUCUAGCAUUUGCUUUCACUUUCUCUGUCUGGUCUGAACCCUCAAACUGGAGAUACUAGUCCAGGAAUGCUUGAGCCCAGCCGUGGAUAGAGAGUUCUGGAGAUAAAAGCCAAUUAAAGUCUUUUUCAAACCUG
Messenger RNA from Psammomys obesus (fat sand rat), 1855 nucleotides. RefSeq names its product neural proliferation, differentiation and control 1 (gene Npdc1). The record is from RefSeq and is a predicted model, not a curated record. Gene Ontology annotation, cellular component: membrane. The coding region runs from base 559 to 1545 and encodes 328 amino acids. NCBI's taxonomy places the organism in Eukaryota, Metazoa, Chordata, Mammalia, Rodentia, Muridae. The transcript has 9 exons.